Molecule: messenger RNA, 855 nt
Organism: Erythranthe guttata (spotted monkey flower)
Lineage: Eukaryota; Viridiplantae; Streptophyta; Magnoliopsida; Lamiales; Phrymaceae
Source: RefSeq, a predicted model, not a curated record
AUGCUGAUUAUUACAAAAGUGCGCCUAUCAUCUGAGAUACCGCUUGUAGGGUUCGAGUUGAAGCUGUCCGUGUAUGUGAUGCUCUCUGGUGGACCUAUUAUCAACGGUGGUGAUAUUACUGAGUCGAGGCCUGUUUCUGGGUAUGAUUUAGUUGGUUUUCUUUGCAGGUUUCGUAUAGAAAGUGAUAAGGAUACUGUUUGUAGUUUUCACCAAGACGAACAAGCUACAAUACAAUGCGUCCGUUGCGUCGAACACAGAUUACCUGUUGCCAAGAGUUACCAUUGCUCUGCAAAGUGUUUCGCUAAAGAAUGGCGGCACCACCGUGCUCUGCACGACUGUGCCAAGAAAUUCAAUACUAGUGGCGGCAGUACAAAUAUUCCCGAUGGAACAACUCGGAAGAGAGACGGCGAAACAUGGUUUGAGGUUGGCCGAUCCAAGACAUAUACACCGACACCAAAUGAUAUCGGCCAUGUCCUAACAUGCGAGUGUGUUGUGGUGGAUCUUGAAACAAGAUCCUAUGUCGGGAAAAUCUAUACUUCAUCAACUUCCUCCGUUGUUCCAGCUCCAUCGCCUACUCCACGACGAAUGAUUUCUGUGAGCGGAACUGGUUUGGAAAGUCGGAUUUCUUCUGGAGUGACUUUUAGUGUGCUCUCGUACAAUAUUUUAUCGGAUGCAUAUGCUAAGGCCGAAAUUUACGGUUAUUGCCCCUCUUGGGCUCUUUCGUGGGCCUACCGUAAGCAAAACCUUUUACGAGAAAUAGUUGGCUAUCAUGCAGACAUUGUUUGUCUUCAAGAGGUACACAACCUAACUUUAUGUCUUUUAAACCUUUUACGAGAAAUAAGGUACACAACCUAA